AUGGGAGGCAGCGGCCAGCGCAAGGGGCGCGUUCUGCUAGACACAGGAGUGAGGCUCGGGCUGUCCGCGCCGCCGCUCAGCUCGGGGCCGAGCAUGGCGGCGGUGAACAUGUCGUUCUACCGCUGGGAGAGCGUCACGCCGCCUCCCGUCGUCGACUGGCGCAACUCCGUGGCCAUCACGCCCAUCCAGACGCAAUAUGUGCCCGCCGCUUCGUUUCCUCACACCCCUCCGCAGUGCUCAAGCUGCUGGGCGAUCGCGGCCGUCGAUUCCAUCGCCAUAAUGUGGGCGAUUGCCAACAACGGCGUCGGGACGAAUCUGUCGCCGCAGCAGGUGUGCGACUGCGCGACGAAGCAGUGCUGCCAGGGCGGGUGGCCCGAGUGGGCCUUCUCCUACGUGCUCUUCAACGGCGGCAUCACGUCCAACGCCAGCUAUCCCUACCUCGCCUACGAUUCCGCCACGUGUCUGCUCGACACAUCCGUGCCGUCCGUGGCGCAGAUCACGGGGUGGGAGCUGGUGCCGGCAUUCAACGCCAUGGCGCUCAUGAAGGCCGUCAGCAUGCAGCCCGUCGUCGCCUUCAUCAGCGCCUCCGCCGCCGACUUCACCUUUCGCGACUCCCCGCGGUUCCCCGUGCCUAUGGACGUGCAGGCGUAUGCAAGCCGCGACGAGCUCAACAUUUACAACGGGCUGUGCACGACGGACGUGAACCACGCGGUGGUGGUGGUGGGCUUUAACUACACGGGGCCGGACCUCAUAGGCAGCUACUGGAUCAUCAAGAACUCGUGGCUGCCCACGUGGGGCGACCGCGGCUACAUGUACCUCGCCAUGACGCCCGACGUGCGCGGGAAAUGCGGCAUCUUAUUAACCCCCGCCAUGUACCCCGUUUACUUCCCAUCCGGGAUGCAGCCGGCGCGCUUUGCGUCCGACAAGCGCGGCAAGUGGAAAAUCGACAAGGAGGACGACCUCUCGUCGUCGCUCUUCUCAUCCACCCUCUCGCUUUCAACCUCCACCACAACGACAACUACGACGACCACCACCACCACGACUACUUCAUCAACUGACUUCGCCAUCGCAGCUAUUACGGAUCCCACGACCUCCGACUCUUCCUCGUUGCUCACUGGUUCAACCACUGAUUCGUCUGCGGUCAAGACGACAACGUCGAGUGCGACGUGCGCGGAGAUGAUCAACCCGUGCGGCGGGGGCAGUUGCUACAUGAGCGGCGGAGUUCCGCGGUGCAACUGCGGCGCGCUGACGAAUAUGGUUGAGAUGCUGGGAGUGCCCACGUCCAAGUGCGUGCCGCGAAGUCCCUGCACGACGGCUCCGGUUAAUCCCUGCGGCGGAGGAACGUGCACGGAUGUGGGCGACGGGACGUACACGUGCUUGUGCACUGCGGGUUACGCCAUCGGCGCUGCUGUCGACGGUUCGCCAACGUGCAUGCCUAUUGCUGGACUCGCGAAAUCUUAUGUUACCACGCCUGGCGACGACUGCACGUUUGUCGCAACAGCUUUCGGCAUUUCGACCACCACACUGACAAACCUGAACACUUUCAUUAACUGCUCCGUUACAGAAUACCUCCCUCCCGGAAUCUCACUUACAGUCUCUGCCGCACUUACUUCCUUAUCCUCAUAUUGCACCGCCACAUACACCAUCCGAUCUUCCGACACUUGCACUUCUGUAGCAAACACUUUCUUCAACGGUUCACUCACUUCCCUUAUGGCAAGCAACCCUGGCUUAUCGUGCAAGCGCUUGUUCAAGUCGGAGCAAAUCUGCCUUCAGAUGGUUACCGCAUCGGCAACAUCGUCGGCUGCGCAGUGUGGUCAAAGCGUCGCCGUGGUCAUGGGAGAGACUUGCGCAUCGGUUGCCAUUAAAUUUUCUGUUGACAGCACAACAUUUACCUCGCUCAACCCAGGCGUCAACUGCAACAGCAAUCUUCCCGUGGGCUCCUUCGUCUGUGUGGCGCCAAAAUCGACUACGACAACCAUCAACUGCACGGGGUGGUACCGGGUGAUGCAGGGCGACACAUGCCCCUCCAUCUGGAAUGCAGCCAACCUCACCAUGUCCAUGUUCCUCUCCAUCAACCCCGGCAUUCAGUGCCAGGCGCCCUACCUGGUGGUGGGCCAGCAGGUCUGCAUCGACUCACCCCUCCUCACCACCAUGCAGCGAAACCCAAACGCCAACUACUCCAUCUACACCGUCCGUGCCGGCGACACCCUCUCCACCAUCUCCACACAGUACCUUCGUCGCUGCACGCCUCUCUCCGUAUCCCCCGCGUCCAUCGCCGCUCAGAACUUCAUUGCCAACCUCUCUGCACCGCUCACCAUCGGCAUGAACAUCAUCAUCCCCUGUAUUGGCGGCAUCGGUAUGAUUGACGGCGGCUGUGCGACGUCGCUCUCCGUGUGUGGAGCGGAUUUUGUCACGUACCCGUCAUACUGUCACGCAACGGUCAACUAUGCCCUCCCCAUUAUCCAGAAUGGCCCGUGCGACGCCUGUGCGAGUUCCUGCACUGGCCGCAUGGGUCUGGCCCCUUCGUCCGGUUCCCCCUGCACCCAAGCCAUCUGCCCGUACCCAACCUGGUUUUCAGGAACAGAGUGCACGUUAGCAGACGUCAACACUACUACAGGACCUUGCUGUGCGUACCGAAGAAUUCAAUGCGACAAACAGUGCAACCUAACAGCAGAGACUGCAGGCGGCGAUGCCACGAAGAAAACGGCAACCUACAAUGCGUGCAUGGGCAAUUGCAUGUGCUGCGGUAUGUUCCCGUGCGGAGGGUCAUGGACGUGCAGCACGUGGAACAACGCCUGCUAUAAGGCCACACCACGCUCUUGCACGUACAACAUUGCAACUGGGUACACGUUCAUAUGCAGCUACUACCCUGGUGCAGUUCCCUUGCCUUAA
This is a messenger RNA of Closterium sp. Yama58-4, 2892 nucleotides long. Lineage: Eukaryota; Viridiplantae; Streptophyta; Zygnematophyceae; Desmidiales; Closteriaceae. The record is from the annotation of a GenBank genome assembly.